AUGUUAUUUUUUACGCUGCUUGUUGCCUUUAUCGGCCUUUUGCAGAGCGUUGUCGGCUCUGAAGGUCCUGGAGUAGCCGCGCGAGAUCUCGCCCACAUUGAGCGAGCCAUCGAAUCUAGGAGCUGGGUGGAAGAUAUCUGGAAGGAUUUCGAGGAUAGUGCGUCGUGUGCGGGUUGUCAGACGCUCUUGGUCGCGCUUAAAGGCCUUGCGCUCUUAGGCGACCAGGCUUUAAUUGACGUUCUUCAGGAGAUUUGCAAGCUGUCUGGAGCCGAAGACGACGACGUCUGUGAUGGAGCUAUCCAGCUUGAGGGGCCCAUCAUUGCCAAGGCAAUUAGAGGCAUGACCAUCGGGUCCAGGACUUCCAAAGAGUUCUGCAUUACCUUUCUCGGGAUUUGCGAAUAUCCGGAUGUGAGGCAAUGGUCUGUCCCCUUCCCAUCCACGAAGCCCACCACUGGUCGUCCUGCACCCAGCGGCCGGGAUCCGAUCAAGGUGGUUCACUACUCCGAUAUCCACAUUGAUCCCCUCUAUGUUGAGGGAUCGAAUGCCAAGUGUACCAAGCCCAUCUGCUGCAGGCCGUACACCGCAGCAGAUAAGCCUGGUAACACCAGCUCGCCUGCUGGACCCAACGGAGACCACAACUGCGAUGUUCCUAUCAGCCUCGAGGAGAGCAUGUAUGCUGCAAUCAACGAUAUCGUCCCAGAUGUGGCAUUCACAAUCUUCACGGGAGAUAUUGUUGAUCAUGCAGUCUGGAACACAAGCCAGCCCUAUAACAUGGAACAGAUAACCCACGCCUACCAAAUGAUGAGCCAGAAGCUCAGCAUUGUAUACGGAACCGCUGGUAAUCACGAAGCCAAUCCCGCCAACGCCUUCCAGCCCAAUUCGGUUGGCAAUGUAAGCCAGUGGAUCUACGACCUGUUGUCGGGACUCUGGUCCGGCUGGAUCGAUGUCGAAGCCGUCGCCGACACAGAGAAGCUGGGCGCCUACUCAACCCGGUACCCGGACGGCAACCUGCGCGUCAUCUCUCUCAACACCAACAUGAACUAUCGCGGAAACUACUGGCUGUACCAGAAGACCAUGAUCCAGGACCCCAGUGACCAAAUCACCUGGCUCGUGAAGGAGCUUGAUGCCGCGGAGAAGGCGGGGGAGCGUGUGUAUCUUGUGGGCCACAUGCCUCUCGGAGACCAGAAUUGCUUCCACGACCAGUCAAACUAUCUCGACCAAGUCGUUUCCCGGUACUCGGCGACCAUUGUAGCCAUGUUCUUCGGACACACGCACAAAGACCACUUCCAAAUCAGCUACGCCGACUAUUCGGACCAAAAGUUCUCCAACGCUCUCGUCACCUCUUACAUCGGCCCCUCUCUGACUCCCACCUCGGGCAUGCCAUCGUUCCGAGUCUACGAUGUCGACCCCGUCACUUUCGGCAUCCUCGACUCAACAACAUACAUUGCCGACAUGACCAGUCCAGCCUUCCAGACCACCGGCCCCGUGUGGACAAAGUACUACUCCGCCAAAGAGGCUUACGGCUCACUUCUCACCCCGCCAGUUACCGACUCGGGCGCCGAGCUCACCGCCGCCUUCUGGCACAACGUCACUGCCCUCCUUGACUCCGACGAUACCGCAUUUGAGGCGUACCUCGCACGCAAGAGCCGCGGCUGGAGCCCCGAGACUUGCACUGGGUCGUGCAAAACCGAGGAGAUUUGCGCGCUGAGGGCCGCGCGCAGCGAGGACAACUGCUACGAACCGGUCCUGGGCGUCAACUUCAACAAGCGGAGCGAGAACCGCGUCGAAGAGCGAGACGAGUGUGGGAUUUCGGUGGCAAGGGCGACAUUUGCGGCCUUGGGAGUGAAGAAGGAGAUGCUGGAUGUGCUGCAGAGGAGGCUUAUUGAAGAGGAGCGGAAAGUCCGGUUGUGAGUGCCGAGACUUAGAGAGUUUUAACGCAAGUGAUAAUGAAUCUAGAUUAGGG
This is a messenger RNA of Ilyonectria robusta, 1963 nucleotides long. Its product is annotated as Metallo-dependent phosphatase-like protein. Gene Ontology annotation, biological process: sphingomyelin catabolic process. The coding region runs from base 1 to 1911 and encodes 636 amino acids. The record is from RefSeq and is a predicted model, not a curated record. Lineage: Eukaryota; Fungi; Ascomycota; Sordariomycetes; Hypocreales; Nectriaceae. Gene Ontology annotation, molecular function: sphingomyelin phosphodiesterase activity. The transcript is spliced from 5 exons.